This is a messenger RNA of Racocetra persica, 695 nucleotides long. Lineage: Eukaryota; Fungi; Glomeromycota; Glomeromycetes; Diversisporales; Gigasporaceae. The record is from the annotation of a GenBank genome assembly.
AUUAUUUCAACAAGAAAGACCUAAAUUUAAUAAAUUAAUUUUAUCAGACAUUGCGAUUCGUUUGGUUUUUACAUCAGUUCAUACAGGACAAAUUGGAAAUUUGGUUGGAAUCGCACCUUUUAAUGAUAUGGAUAGUAACAAAUUUAAUAUUCGGCAAUUAGUAAAUCAUUAUAAAGUUCCUGUUGCUGGAGGUGAAACAAUGAUGACCCCUUUACUUUCAAAAAUGGGAUUAAAUUUUUAUCUUGUUAGAAUUUGUGAUAAAGAUUUAGCAAAAAAAACACAAGAUGAUAUAACACCUGCAGAUAUUCUCAAAAAUCCAGAAAAAUUAGAUAAUCCAGAAUUAAAAGAUGGAUUUGAAAUUUUGGCAAAAUAUUAUGGGGAAAUUUCAUGUGAUAAUACAGGAUGUUUAUUGAAAGAUUGGAAUUUUUAUUUAUGUUAUCAAUUUGAUAAAGAUGAACAAAGAGUAUGUUUGCUUCCUGAAGAUAAUGAAAUUCAGAUGAAUUUAUUUGAUACAGCAAAUUUUGCAUUAAUCAUGGUGGUUGAUUAUAUGCCAGGUUUUCUUAAAAUGAGAAGACUUCGUACAAAAAUACCACCACCAGAUCCAGCACAACCAAAUAAUCCAGAUCCAAGAUAUAUUACAGAUCGAAAUAGUUAUUUUCUAGGACAACAAUUUUCAUUCAAUGCUGGUCAAACAG